AUGGUGAUGGCGAUGAUAAUUUUUUUCAAUAAACGAGUUUUACAAGAGUUAAAUACACAAGAGAAGUUUCAAAACAGCGUUCUCAAUCUUAUACAUUUCUCGGUUUUUCGUGAUGGACAUUUCCCAGAACCACUUCUUCUUGGAACGGAUUUUGUGAAUGAAAUCAACAAAGACCAUGAUUUCAGUAUCAAUGUUCACAAAGGAUACGUCGAAAUUGGAGACUGUGAGAUCCAAUUGAAUGCCGUCACUGUAGAAGAGAAGAUCGGAGUUUUCCUUUUCCAGAAUGUCUGCAUUCCAUCUGACAACCACAAAAUACAACACUAUACAACGUAUAAUACAACACUUUGUUUCAACCGCAUUCUCUACGCUGACCUGAAGAAAGAUAUUCAAUCUUUUACAAAUAUUCCAAACGACUUUCAAGAACUCCGAUUCCGUGGUGAAGAUCUUCCCGUUGUUGAGCGUCCCAUUCAAGACAUCAAGUUUGGCGAAGAAAAUGCUGUCACAUCAAAAAUUCCACUGAUGACAAAAAUUCUCGAAUAUUCUAUUCUGGUUUUCCAUGUCUUGAUAUUUGUACUAAAACCCACAGAAGGGACAUCUGGAAUCUGCUCGAAGUGUAUCCAACGAGGAGAGGUGUACUGUCCGAUGUUUGACCGAUGUGGCAUAUUUCCGUUCUGUUUGAAAUGGAUUGAUAAAAUCCUGAACUGUCCGGACACCCGUAACAUAACCAUCGCCUACGACGAAGACUUUGCUCGGAACAAGAUGAUGCCUCUCGCGGCUGCCGCUUAUUCUGAUAAACCGGCGCCGUGUGUCAAGUUGGCCCUAAUCCACAUCACAACCUCCUGGGUGGCCUAUCUGCUCGACAGAAUCAACUGGAUCGACUACAAUCCCCCACCGAUAUUCUCCUCCGACUGUUUCGGAUACAUUGGAAUAGACGACGUGUCGAAAGUGAUUGUUAUGGGAUUCAGAGGGACUGAGGGAUUAUUCCAGUUGUUCGAACAGAUGCUACAGUAUCACAGAGGUCGGAAGCCAUUCUUUGACAAUGGAAGUAUCUACGAAUACUUUUACAAUGCAUUUCAUUUGUUAUGGAUUGGAGGGUUCGAGCAAGGAGCAAGAGACGUUUUGGGACAGGCAACGGACGAGUAUGAGUUAUGGAUCACCGGCCUGUCUCUCGGAGGCGCCAUCGCCGCUGUCACCUCCUCCUACAUUGCCAAACUGAAUCUCUUCCCUCCGUCCCGCACAAAACUCAUCACAUUCGGUCAGCCACGUGUCUCGGACUACGAUCAUGCCGCGUGGCAUGACUCCACGUUCCCCUAUUCGUUUCGAGUCAUUAAUGGCCGUGACCCAGUGCCCCAUAUCCCUCCGAAAAUCGGUCCCAUUGCCUUAUUCCAUCAUGGAACCGAGAUAUGGUACCCGACGGAAAUGUGGCCAUUAUCCAACUACAAAGUGUGUCGGGAAGCCGAUGGGGAUUACUGUAGCAAUUCGAUGUUACUGUAUAAUAUAAUGGAUCAUAUCUAUUAUUUUGAAGUUGAUGUCGGGGAGUACGGGAAGAAUGGGUGUCAAUAA
Molecule: messenger RNA, 1563 nt
Organism: Caenorhabditis remanei
Lineage: Eukaryota; Metazoa; Nematoda; Chromadorea; Rhabditida; Rhabditidae
Exons: 8
Coding region: 1-1563 (520 amino acids)
Biological process (GO): lipid metabolic process
Source: RefSeq, a predicted model, not a curated record